Messenger RNA from Hyaloscypha bicolor E, 5127 nucleotides. RefSeq names its product beta and beta-prime subunits of DNA dependent RNA-polymerase. Gene Ontology annotation, biological process: transcription by RNA polymerase II. Gene Ontology annotation, cellular component: RNA polymerase II, core complex. The coding region runs from base 258 to 5027 and encodes 1589 amino acids. Gene Ontology annotation, molecular function: DNA binding. The transcript is spliced from 2 exons. The record is from RefSeq and is a predicted model, not a curated record. Lineage: Eukaryota; Fungi; Ascomycota; Leotiomycetes; Helotiales; Hyaloscyphaceae.
UCGGCCACAUCGAGUUGGCGAAGCCUGUCUUUCACCCCGGCUUUCUUAAGAAGACUAAGAAGCUGCUGGAGAUCGUCUGUCACAACUGUGGCAGAGUCAAGCUAGACAGGGUCAGUUCUCCCACGUAGUGUGGGUAGCGUACUUGUUCCUUUGUGCUAACAUCACAAUCUCAGAGUAAUCCAGCGUACAAGGCAGCCGUUUCGAUUCGAGACCCGAAGCGUAGGUUCGAUACGAUCUGGCGACUUUGCAAGCCCAAGAUGAUCUGUGAUAGCGAUGUGGCUGCGAAUGACGAUGGUUUCAAUGAGGAUCCGAAGGAGGCCGCAAAGCGCGCGCAUGGUGGAUGUGGCAAUACUCAACCCGAAGUGCGCCAGCAGGCUUUGCAGCUCUGGGGUACAUGGAAGGUUCCAAAGGAUGAAGACAAUGAUGGCGCAACGGCCGAGAAGAAACAAAUCACUGCAGAGAUGGCUUUGAAUGUCUUUCGAAGCAUUUCAACGUCUGAAAUUGGGGACCUCGGCCUGAGCACCGAUUAUGCGCGACCCGAGUGGAUGAUCAUCACUGUUCUUCCAGUUCCUCCUCCACCUGUUCGGCCGAGUAUUUCGAUGGAUGGUACGGGUCAAGGCAUGCGAGGAGAGGAUGAUUUGACGUACAAGCUUGGUGAUAUCAUUCGUGCAAAUGGCAACGUUCGACAAGCUCAACAGGAAGGCUCCCCCGCGCAUAUUUUGGCGGAUUUCGAGAAUCUGCUGCAAUACCACGUUGCUACUUACAUGGACAACGAUAUCGCUGGUCAGCCUCAAGCUUUGCAGAAGUCUGGCAGACCUGUCAAGUCCAUUCGCGCUCGUCUAAAGGGCAAGGAGGGUCGUCUUCGUGGUAACUUGAUGGGAAAGCGUGUCGACUUUUCGGCACGUACGGUCAUUACUGGUGAUCCCAACUUGUCUCUGGAUGAAGUUGGAGUUCCCCGCAGUAUUGCACGAACUCUCACCUACCCCGAAACUGUCACCCCGUACAACAUCGGAAAGCUGCAUCAACUUGUCCAGAACGGGCCAAAUGAGCAUCCCGGUGCCAAGUACGUCAUUCGAUCCGAUGGCACUCGAAUUGAUUUGCGACAUCACAAGCGUGCAGGUGCUAUCUCUCUGGAAUAUGGAUGGAAGGUCGAGAGACACAUUGUUGAUGGAGACUUUAUCAUCUUCAAUCGUCAACCUUCCUUGCACAAGGAGUCCAUGAUGGGUCACAGAGUGAAAGUCAUGCCAUACUCGACCUUCCGACUGAACCUGUCUGUUACUUCUCCAUACAACGCCGAUUUCGACGGCGAUGAGAUGAACUUGCACGUUCCCCAGACCGAGGAGACUCGAGCUGAGGUUAUGCAGCUUUGCAUGGUUCCAUUGAACAUCGUUUCGCCCCAACGAAACGGUCCACUUAUGGGCAUUGUUCAAGAUACUCUCGCUGGUGUUUACAAGCUUUGCCGCCGAGAUACAUUCAUUACGAAGGAUCUUCUCAUGAACAUUCUGCUGUGGGUCCCUGACUGGGAUGGCAUUAUUCCGCAACCAGCCAUCUUGAAGCCACGUCCCAGAUGGACCGGCAAGCAAGUUAUCAGCAUGAUCAUUCCGAAGAUCGUCAACCUCCAUAUGGCCAAUGACAACCGAGAAGACGCGCCUCUGAAUGAUGACGGUCUUCUUAUUGAUCAGGGCGAGCUUAUGUUUGGCCUCCUGGCAAAGAAGAACGUUGGAGCUACUGGGGGUGGUAUCGUUCACAUCGUCUUCAAUGAGCAGGGUCCAGCUGCUGCUAUGGCAUUCUUCAAUGGCUGUCAACGCGUUGUCAACUACUGGCUUCUGCACAAUGGCUUCAGUAUUGGUAUUGGUGAUACGAUACCAGACAAGGGGACGAUUGCGAAGAUUGAGGAGGCUAUCAAUCUUCAGAAGCAGGAGGUCGCUGAUCUUACACAGAAAGCAACCGCUAACACGCUUGAGUCGCUUCCGGGUAUGAAUGUCCGUGAGACUUUCGAAUCUCUAGUCUCCAAGGCUUUGAACACCGCCCGUGACAAGGCGGGUACCAGAACUGAGGCCAGCUUGAAGGAUCUCAACAACGCUGUCACCAUGGCGCGAUCUGGAUCCAAGGGUUCCACGAUUAAUAUUUCCCAAAUGACUGCGUUGGUCGGUCAACAGUCAGUCGAAGGAAAGCGUAUUCCUUUCGGCUUUAAGUACCGAACCCUGCCUCAUUUCACCAAGGAUGAUUACUCUCCCGAGUCUCGUGGAUUCGUUGAGAACUCAUAUCUUCGGGGUCUCACGCCCACCGAGUUCUUCUUCCACGCCAUGGCUGGCCGUGAAGGUCUUAUCGAUACUGCUGUCAAGACUGCCGAGACAGGCUACAUUCAACGUCGUCUUGUCAAGGCACUCGAAGAUGUAAUGGCAAAGUACGAUGGUACAGUCCGUAACUCACUUGGAGACAUUGUUCAAUUCGUCUAUGGUGAAGAUGGACUUGAUGGUGUCUUCAUCGAGAAGCAGAAGGUAGAUUCCAUCAACCUGAGCGACGCCAAGUUCGAGGAUCGUUACCGCCUGGACGUUAUGGACGAGAAGAACCCCAUAUCUUCUGAUCUUCUGGAACACGCAAACGAGCUUGCUGGCGAUCUCGGAGUGCAACAGCUCUUGGAUGAGGAGUGGGAGCAGCUCAAGGCUGAUCGCGUAAUGCUCCGCGAUGUCAAUGUCAAAAAGAAGGACGAUGAGAUGAUGCAGCUUCCUUUGAACGUUGUCCGAAUCAUCGAUACUGCGAAGAGACUUUUCCACGUUGAUGAUGCACAGCGAAGCGAUCUUCAUCCAGCCGAAGUCAUCCCUCAGGUUAAAGCACUUCUUGAGCGAAUGGUCAUCGUCCGAGGAGAUGAUUCAUUGUCUGUAGAGGCACAGUAUAACGCUACCCUGCUGAUCAAGGCACAAUUACGAUCUCGCCUUGCCUACAAGCGUGUCGCCCUUGGUAUGCGUCUUAAUAAGCUUGCCUUUGCCCACGUUCUUGGAGAGCUUGAGAGUCGUUUCACUAGAGCACUGGUCAACCCCGGUGAGAUGGUUGGUGUUCUCGCUGCGCAGUCUAUUGGAGAACCAGCUACCCAAAUGACCCUGAACACCUUCCAUUUUGCUGGUGUGUCGUCUAAGAACGUCACUUUGGGUGUUCCUCGUCUCAAGGAAAUUCUGAAUGUCGCUACGAAUAUCAAGACACCCUCUAUGGUCGUGUACCAAGAGUCUGAGAAUGCGACCCAGGAGACUGCAAAGUUGUUGCGUAGUGAGGUUGAACACACCAAUUUGCGCUCCGUCACUCAUGCUACCGAAAUCUAUCACGAUCCUGACAUCAUGGAAACAAGUAUCGCGGACGAUGUGGAUAUGGUCGAGUCUUACUUCAUCAUUCCAGAGGAAUCGACUGAAAUCGAGAACCAAUCCAGAUGGCUACUUCGGCUGAUCCUCGAUCGCCAGAAGAUGUUGGAUAAGGGACUGAAGGUUGAGGAUGUUGCGAGUAAGAUCAAGGAGAAUUACCCUAAGGAUUUGGCCGUUAUCUUUAGUGAUAACAAUGCUGAGGAGCAAGUCAUCCGUAUUCGCAUGAUCAAGCAAAGCGAUUCCAAGUACGAUGAUGAUGAGAUUGAGGAAGACAUCAUGCUCAAACGUCUCGAGGCUCAUAUCCUCGAUACAUUGACUCUUCGCGGUGUUCCUGGCAUCGAGCGUGCUUUCUUGAACAUGGAGAGCAAGCUUGUAACUCUUCCUGACGGGUCAUUGCUCGCCAAGAAGGGUGAUGAUCGUUGCGACGAAUGGUAUCUCGAUACAACUGGUACCGCUCUUGCCGCCGUCUUGACCGUCCCUGGUGUGGACACGACCCGCACUUAUUCCAAUCACUUCAUCCAGGUCUUUGAGGUCUUUGGUAUCGAGGCAACUCGUUCUGCACUGAUGCGAGAGUUGACACAGGUGUUGGCGUUUGAUGGUUCCUACGUCAAUCAUCGACAUCUCGCCCUCCUGGUUGAUGUCAUGACUUCUCGUGGUCAUUUGAUGGCUAUCACCCGUCACGGUAUCAAUCGUGCCGAUACCGGUGCCCUGAUGAGAUGUUCUUUCGAAGAGACUGUUGAGAUUCUUCUUGAGGCCGCCGCCGUGGGUGAACUUGAUGAUUGUCGCGGUAUCUCUGAAAACGUCAUGCUUGGUCAACUGGCACCUAUGGGAACUGGCGAGCUCGAUGUUCUUCUUGAUCCGAAGAUGCUCGAGACGGUCAUCUCUGACAACAGCAGAAUGGGUCUAAUGCAUGGUCUGUCUGUUAAGGGCGCUGAUGGCGGCGCUGCUACGCCUUAUGACUCUGCAUCUCCUCUUGCUGAUGGGUACAUGGGUACUCCAGACCCUUAUUCUGCAUUCUCACCUAUGCAAACCGGCGGCGGCGCCACUCCUGCUGGAUUUGCAACUGUGUAUGCCGACGGAGGAUACAACAACAGCAUGAGUCCCUACAGCGCUGCACGGAGCCCCGGUGGUGCUGGAUACUCUCCUUCCUCACCUUUCAGCACAAGCCCAGUUUCUCCAGGAUUCUCCCCAACAUCUCCUGGCUACAGCCCAACUUCCCCGCUCAUGGGUGGUGCCAGCCCUGGAUAUUCUGCAUCUCCCAGAUUCUCGCCUGUCAGCCCGGCUUUCACGCCGACCUCACCGGCUUAUAGCCCGACGUCGCCGUCAUUCGUGUCGCCCACGUCUCCAUCAUACUCUCCCACAUCUCCCAACUACUCUCCGACAUCUCCAAAUCUGCAUGUUUCGCCGUCCAGUCCUUCAUACUCUCCAACGUCACCCAGCUACUCUCCAACCUCCCCCAACUAUAGUCCAUCUUCGCCUAAUUUCGCUGGGACCAAGGUGUCUCCAGGCUCUGGACUAUCCCCAACCAGUCCUGUCUACAGCCCAAGCAGUCCGAACUUCUCUCCGACGAGCCCUCAAUACCAAGGAGCCGUCACGUCUCCGAAGUACUCUCCAACAUCUCCUUCAUACUCUCCUACUAGUCCUCAAUUCUCACCAACCUCCCCAAAGAACUGAGAUUGACGACGAACCUCAUUCCUCUUUGACUUGUACAACAAUCGCGCGUGGCAUCACAUCGAUCCUACCAUCCUACCAAAAGCACUCGAAAAAGACGAGA